Cavia porcellus (domestic guinea pig) is the source of this 2089-nucleotide messenger RNA. RefSeq names its product complement C8 beta chain (gene C8b). Gene Ontology annotation, biological process: complement activation. Gene Ontology annotation, molecular function: protein binding. The transcript has 12 exons. Gene Ontology annotation, cellular component: membrane attack complex. The record is from RefSeq and is a predicted model, not a curated record. The coding region runs from base 115 to 1872 and encodes 585 amino acids. NCBI's taxonomy places the organism in Eukaryota, Metazoa, Chordata, Mammalia, Rodentia, Caviidae.
CUGUUUGCUUUGCUGGGCUGUUUGCUUUGUGGGUACAGAAGCCAAUAGCCACACUACUGUGCAGACUUCUCGGGGGCCCUGGAGCGGCCCUGGGCCUCCUGUCAUACUGAGAGAAUGAGGAUGGGGGUAUGGACUGGGAGGGCGCUGGCAGAAGUGUUUCUCCUCAGCGUCGCCCUGGGCUGCCUCAGUUUACCUGGCUCCAGAGGUGAAAAACCAGUUUUCCUUGAGUCAAGUGCAGUCAACAAGAGCAGACAAGCGCGGAGUGUGGACAUUGCCCUGAUGCCCAUUGACUGUGAACAGUCCAGCUGGAUUUCCUGGACUGCAUGCGAUUCCUGUCAGAAGAAAAGGUAUAGACACAGAUACUUGCUCAAGCCCUCUCAGUUCCAUGGGGAACCAUGUACCGACUCUGACAAGGAAGUGGAAGACUGCAUCCCCAGCAGACCAUGCAGAAGUCAAGUGCGAUGUGAAGGCUUCCUGUGUGCACAGACAGGGAGGUGUAUAAACCGUAGACUUCUUUGCAAUGGGGACAAUGACUGUGGAGACCAGUCCGAUGAGGCAAACUGUAGAAGAGUUUAUAAAAAAUGCCAACAUGAAAUGGAGCAGUACUGGGCAAUUGACCAUCUGGCCAGUGGGAUAAACUUGUUCACCAACAGUUUGGAGGGUCCGGUUCUGGAUCACAGGCACUAUGCUGGGGGGUGCUCUCCUCACUACAUCCUGAACACGAGGUUCAGGAAGCCGUACAAUGUGGAAAGCUACACCCCACAGACACAAGGCAAAUAUGAAUUCACACUGAAAGAAUAUGAGUCAUACACAGAUUUCGAACUCAAUGUCACAGAGAAAGCAACUAGCAAGUCUAGCUUCAGCUUUGGUUUUAAAAUACCAACUGUAUUUGAACUUGGCAUCAAUAUGGAAACUGAUCAAGGCAAGAAUUAUAUUAGUAGAAUCAAACAAUUCACUGAUACCAAAAGCAAGUUUCUGCAUGCACGCUCUGACCUUGAUGUGGCACAUUACAAGCUGAAGUCGAGAAGCCUAAUGCUGCAUUAUGAGUUCCUGCAGAGAGUCAGGCAGCUGCCCCUGGAAUACAGCUAUGGGGAGUACAGAGAUCUCUUCCGGGACUUCGGCACCCACUACAUCACAGAGGCCGUGCUCGGCGGCGUUUAUGAGUAUACACUUGUGAUGAACCAAGAGGCCAUGGAGCAAGCAGAUUAUUCCCUUAAUGACAUCCUUGACUGUGCCAAACAUGAUUUCCGAAUUGGUGGUAACAUCAAAGGUGUCAGCGUCAAGUUGGGUGUGUCAGAUGACAGAUGUACGAAGAUCCUCAGUGAAAUCAAAGACAGAAAUAAGAGGAGCACCAUGGUGGAGGACUUGGUGGUGCUUGUGCGGGGAGGGGCAAGUGAACACAUCACCACCCUGGCCUACAAGGAGCUGCCGACCGCUGAGCUGAUGCAGGAGUGGGGAGAUGCUGUGCAGUACAACCCAGCCAUCGUCAAAGUGAAGGUAGAGCCUCUGUAUGAACUAGUGACAGCCUCGGAUUUCGCCUCCUCCAGCACAGUGAGACAGCAUAUGAAGCAGGCCCUGGAAGAGUUCCAGAGGGAAGUCAGCUCCUGCCACUGUGCCCCUUGCCAAGGCAAUGGAGUCCCUGUCCUGAAAGGAUCCCACUGUGAGUGCAUCUGUCCCCUUGGCUUCCAAGGACCGGCCUGUGAGAUCACCUACCGGAAAAAUGUUCCCAUCAAUGGAAACUGGAAUUGUUGGUCCACCUGGUCUUCGUGCUCUGGGGGUGUAAAAACAAGAUACAGACAGUGCAACAAUCCACCUCCACAGGGUGGGGGCAGCCCCUGCCGAGGCCCUGCGUCGGAAACAGUCCCCUGUUAGGGGAAGAAGCACUUCUGGUAGAUGACACCACCCCACCACGCACUGUCCUGGAACCCCCCAGGCCUCACCCCUCUCCACCCUACCCCAACCCACCCCACUCCAGCUCCUGCAGCGGCCAGCCCAAGUCAGAGGGCAGCCCCAUCCAGGCCCUUGAAGUAGAGUGGUUAGCUUGUGAAAUGCACAGUGAGUUGAAUAAAUAGAGGAUUAAGCAAAAGCA